AUGAAGGCGACUGUGCCUCCGAUGCCCAGUGGAGGUGGCCGGAGGCGUGGAUCGGGCGCCAGGAACUGGCUGAGCGGGCGGAGAGACGCAGCGGUUAAAACAAACGAGCUUCGGAAAAGGUCCGCCCAGAGUUGCGACCUCUGCAGGAAGCGCCGUUGCAAGUGUGUGACCGAGCCCAACGGCGUCGACUGCGUCGCUUGCAAGGGGCAGGGUCUCUCGUGCACGUACUCCCUUCCACGGAAGACGCGUUUCUACGGAUCCUUGGAGGAUCUGAGUGACAGGUACAAGUGCCUCGACGCAAUCGUCCGCGGAGCAUUCCCAAACCAACCUGUGGCCACUGCCUCGGACCUCAUCAAGCUUGGCCAGCGCCUGCAGAUUGACAUACCAGACCUGGCGUUGGACGACCCCGACGGGUUUGACACACUGUUGAGGGAGAAGCCCAAGAUCAAUGAUGACUUGUCAUUCUCUGGGACGCAACAAGGUGAUCACAAAGGUGUGGACUCCGGGUUCGACUCGGUGGGAGGGACGGAUGGCCACCAUGAUGAUACCUCAGGCAAGAAGGAAGACCCGGCCUUCCAAGAUCAGAAGGUCGGACUGCUUCGGGACACUUCAGGACAUGAGCACUAUAUCGGGCCAUCAGGCAGUCUGCAGUUUCUAGAUCAGCUACGCCGGCUACUGAUCUCCCGAGAAACAGGGACAUCGGCGGGCAGUACAGGCCAGCUCACGUCUGAUGGCACACAGGACAACGCACCCCAGGCCCUCGAUGUCGAAGUACAUUUCAACGAGGGCCCCCAAGUACCGAAGGGCGGCAUUGUGGAACGUCAAGAAGUCUCUCAGGUGGAGGACUCGCUAUCGCCUCAGGCUAUCCACUCGUCGACUUCUGGACUAACACCCACUGAUGAGAUCCAGGAGCUCACGGACCAGAUCCCAAAGCGGGAGAUUGUCGAAAGCCUUCUGCCUCUCUAUUGGACCAAUGCCCAUGAAGACUUCCCUCUUUUCCACAGAGAGAGUUUCGAAAACGAGUACCGGUCUUUCUUCGGGGACCAUUGCCAGUCUGUUAAUUACUCCUUCACCUCGGGAAUCUCUAGGCCGGACCACGGCUGGAUCGGGUGUCUACACAUGAUGGUCGUCUUCGGGUCUCUGUCGAGUGCAUCCCACCACAAGGACAUGGAAUCCAAAGCCCUGCAAAAGCACUGCGUCGAUGCCACGCGGAAGCUUCUCCCGCGCAUCGUCACGAAAUGCUCGCUGUCGGGGGUCCGGGCGCUGUUGCUCCUCAGCUUGUUCCUCCACAACGACAACGAACGGAACGCUGCCUGGAAUCUUGUCGGCACGGCCACCCGGAUCUGCUUCGCGCUCGGCCUCCACAGGAAUGAUACGUCAGAGUUGUUCUCCCCGGUCGAGAGGGAAAUAAGGAGACGGGUGUUUUGCACCCUCUACGGCUUUGAACAGUUCCUUGCCUCUAGUCUCGGCAGACCAAGUGGUGUCAAUGACAUAGACCUGAACAGGAUCCUCUCCACGUCCCGGAAUCCCCGCUACGCAUCCGCGUCGACUGCGCAGGCCCCACACGAAGCGCACCAGCUGUCUGUUGAAGAGGUCCUCCUGUCCCUGAAGGCCUGGAAAACAGAACUGUCCUCCCAACACGGACUGGACGUGCCCGUCAUCACGGAGAAGGACAACAAGCUACCGGUGCCCAACGGCGCACGGAUGGAGUUUGGCGAGCUGAAGACGCUGCUUGGCUGGCGCGACUUAUCCAGUAUCCGGGCAAUACUCCUGCUCUACAUCCAACACCACUACAUCUAUAUUCUUGUCACGAGGCCCUUCCUUCUCAGGAGCAUCACGGCGAGUGGAAAAGCCGGGAAGUCGCCAGAGUAUGGACCAGGCUCGAGCACGACGACCCCGAGCAAGGUAGGCCACUUCUCAGACAUAUGCUUUCGCCACGCCUGCCAGAUGGCCCGCCUGCUUCUGCUCCUGGACUCAUUCGGCCUCAUCCACGGGGCAUCAGGGCUCGACGUGUUCUUCGCCUACUCGGCGGCAAUGGUUCUAGUUCUCCGAUCGCUCAGGCUGGAUGCAUACCAACAAGGCUCCGGUGUGAAAACAGAGCACAUGGCCAGGAGCGAAAGCACGGGCCAGAAUCCAGACCACACAGGGUCAUGGGAGCUCGACGAAAGGUCUUUGCUCGUGGCCCUCCGUAACCUGGUAGUACGGCUGAGGGAGCUGGUGUUGAGGGUGCCCAAGUCGAGCACCAUGGAGCGCUUCGCCCGCGCGAUGGUGACUUUCGAGGAGAGUGCCUACCACGUCAAGGUCAGGGCCGACCCAGGGGACAACGAGAGGGACCCGCGGUCCUUCACAGCCCAGCAGCAUUUUGGCGCCCACUUCUCCGGCCCCAACCUGCUGUUCCGCGGGCUCAUGGACGCGAGCUAUGGCCCGAAGCCUCCCGGGAGCGUGGUUGGUAUGGACCAGCAGGUGCACGGUGGUGGCCCGGCGGGGAUGGUCCAGGACCAACAACAGCAGUUCCUUGAACACGGAUGGGUGCUGCCGACGCCGGCCAUGAGUACGUUCGGUGGCCAGGUCAACGGGCUCACGUCGUUCGACUGUCUUCCGGGAUUGAACCCGUGGGCGAUAGGCGGCAACCAGACUGCGCAGCACGGGACGGACAUGCCAAUAUACGGGUGGGAGGACCUGGAGUCUAUGCUUGGGAAUGGAAGGAGUCAGCCCAGGAAGUUCUGA
This is a messenger RNA of Diaporthe citri, 2727 nucleotides long. RefSeq lists its product as uncharacterized. Lineage: Eukaryota; Fungi; Ascomycota; Sordariomycetes; Diaporthales; Diaporthaceae. The record is from RefSeq and is a predicted model, not a curated record. Gene Ontology annotation, molecular function: zinc ion binding; DNA binding; DNA-binding transcription factor activity, RNA polymerase II-specific. The coding region runs from base 1 to 2727 and encodes 908 amino acids. Gene Ontology annotation, biological process: regulation of DNA-templated transcription; DNA-templated transcription. The transcript is spliced from 6 exons.